AUGCGACAUCCCUCAGUCCUGGAGGUGUACCAGUUCGCGCGCGACGCGGCGGUGGCGGAGGCGUGGCUGAUCGCGCAGGAGCCGUACCUGAUGUCGCAGGAGCUGGGCCACACCAUCGACGAGGUGGAGAGCCUCAUCAAGAAGCACGAGGCCUUCGAGAAGUCGGCCGCCGCGCAGGAGGACCGCUUCAGCGCGCUGCAGAGACUCACCACGUUCGAGGUGAAAGAGAUGAAGCGCAGACAAGAGGCGGCCGAGGCAGCGGAGCGGGAGCGGCUGGAGCGCGAGGCGGCAGCGGCGGCGGCGGCGGCCGCGCACGACGCCGUGGACCGCGCCGCUUCGCCCGAGCCGCAGCCGCAGGUCGUAAGGAGAACGUCCACUAAAGCGGCUGAGAAGGCCCAAGAGCGACCGCAUUCCCAGCCAGAGACGCCUAGCCCCGCCCCCUCCCCCGCGCCGGCCGCGCCCGCGCCGGGGCCCUCCCCGCCCCCGACCCCGACCUCGGCUCCGGCCAAACAGACGCCAGUCAAACCUGCACGCCUCUCCACAGCGGGUACGAGUUCGACUCCCGCGACACCGUCUACAUCCGGUAAGGUGAAGUCGCGGUCGCGAAGCAAGUCUCCCUUCCGAAGCUUCCGUUGGCGCACCGCGAAGAAAUUACUCACCGGAGCACCCCAUAGCGAUGAUGAAGAGGGCGCGAGUCCCGCAGGAGAGGACGAGGGCGUUGAGGGCACUUUAGUCCGCAAACACGAAUGGGAAUCCGCUGCUAAACGAGCGUCAAACAGGUCAUGGGACAAAUUGUACGUGGUGGCUAAGGACGGGCGCAUGGCGUUCUACAAGGACCAGAAGUCGUUCAAGGCGUCGCCCGAGCAGCACUGGCGCGGCGAGGCCCCGCUGGACCUAAACGGGGCUGAUGUGGAAGUUGCAGCUAAUUACACGAAGAAGAAGCAUGUCUUCCGUCUAAGGCUGAGCAACGGCGCGGAGUUCCUGCUGCAAGCGCACGACGAGGCGGAGAUGGGCGCGUGGCUGGAGGCGCUGCGCGCGCGCACGGCCGCGCCCGCGCCGCGCUCGCACACGCUGCCCGCGCACCACGCCGGCGAGCCCAAGCGCAGAUCCUUCUUCACGCUCAAGAAGAAC
Molecule: messenger RNA, 1131 nt
Organism: Brenthis ino (lesser marbled fritillary)
Lineage: Eukaryota; Metazoa; Arthropoda; Insecta; Lepidoptera; Nymphalidae
Source: the annotation of a GenBank genome assembly